CCUGGCACUACUGGGGGCUGAACCUGGCUGGGAACCUGCGCUCUAAUCCUGCUCUUGUCUCCGCAGGGAGCAGGGAUGGGCAGGGACAGAUACUCCAGCGCUUCCCGGAGAAGGACUGGGAGGACAACCCCUUUCCCCAGGGCAUCGAGCUGUUCUGUCAGCCCAGUGGUUGGCAGCUCUUCACAGAGAGGAACCCCCCGACCUUCUUCGUGGCCGUGCUGACGGACAUCAACUCGGAGCGGCACUACUGCGCCUGCUUCACCUUCUGGGAGCCCAUCGAGAGCACCCAGGUACUGCGGGCGGGAAGGGACGGGGGCAGUGAGGAAGAGCCAUCGUCUCCUGUUCAACCUGCGCAGCUCUUUGCUCCCAAAAGCUUGGUGCUGGUGUCACGGCUGGACCAUGCGGAGGUCUUCAGGAACAGCCUGGGGUUGAUCUACACCAUCUACGUGGAUGGACUGAGCGUGUCCCUGGAGAACGUCAUUGGGAACCUCCUGACCUGCACCAUCCCCAUCACCGGCGGAGCUCAGUGCAACAACCUGACGUGGAGGACGAAGCAGCGGUACGCACACCUUUUCCUUCCUGGGGCCUGUCUCCUCCUUAACAACCUCUGCAUCACCAACGUGCUGUACCUGUUCUGCGCCGCGCUGACCGAGCACAAGAUCCUGUUUCUGUCCAGCAGUUACCAGCGGCUGACGGACGCCUGCCGGGCCCUGCUCGCACUCAUGUUCCCCCUCAAGUACAGCUUCACGUAUGUGCCCAUCCUGCCCGCGCAGCUCCUGGAGGUGCUGAGCACACCAACACCCUUCAUUAUUGGCGUGCACUCCAUCUUCCAGUCGGAGACGCAGGAACUGCUGGAUGUUGUCAUUGCAGACCUGGAUGGUGGGACAGUGAAUGUCCCUGAGUGUGUGCACAUCUCCCUGCUCCCUGAGCCCCUGCUCCAGCAGACCCGGGAAGCCCUCUCCAUGGUCCUGGACCCAGAGCUGGAGGUGGCAGAUCUCGCAUUCCCCCCUUCAACAAUUUCUGUCUCUUCUCUCAAAAUGCAGGACAAGGAGAUCCGUGCUGUUUUCCUCCGCCUCUUUGCGCAGCUGCUGCAGGGCUACCGCUGGUGCCUGCACAUCAUCCGCAUCCAUCCCGAGCCCGUCAUCAGGUUCCAUAAGGCAGCAUUCCUUGGGCAGAGGGGGCUGACGGAGGAUGACUUCCUGACCAAGGUGCUGGAGGGAAUGGCCUUCGCCGGCUUCGUCACGGAGCGCGGGGCCCCGUACCGCUCCAUCGACCUCUUCGAUGAGCUCGUGGCUUACGAAGUGAAGCGCAUGCGUGCAGAGGAGGGGAACAAGCAGAAGAUCCUGAGGCACAUCAAGGAGCUGGCAGAGAAGCUUUACAAGAACGAGAACCCGUACCCCGCGGUGACCAUGCACAAGGUGCAGAAGCCCACGGAGGGCUGUCACCUGCGCCUGCACCAGAAGCCUUUUCCCCGUCUGGAUGAGGGGACAGUGCAGUGGAUCAUUGACCAGGCCACUGCCAAGCUGCAGACAGCUCCUCCUGCUGUGAAGGCAGAGAAGAAAUGCAUGGUGCCAUCGGGACCCCCCAUCGCUGCCAUCAUGGAGCGCAAUGGCAAUGCCCUGGCCAACAGCGCCCGUCGCCUGGAGGUGGUCAGGAACUGCAUCUCCUACGUCUUUGAGAACAAGAUGUUGGAAGCCAAAAAGCUCUUCCCAGCGGUGCUGCGUGCCAUGAAGGGCCGAGCAGCCCGACACUGCCUGACCCAGGAGCUGAACCUGCACGUGCAGCAGAACCGGGCAGUGCUGGACCACCAGCAGUUUGACUUCAUCAUCCGCAUGAUGAACUGCUGCCUGCAGGACUGCACUGCCAUGGAUGAACAUGGGAUUGCAGCCGCUCUCCUGCCGCUGGUCACUGCUUUCUGCCGAAAGCUGAGCCCAGGCAUCACGCAGUUCGCCUACAGCUGCGUGCAGGAGCACGUGGUGUGGACCAACAUCCAGUUCUGGGAGGCCAUGUUCUACUGCGACGUGCAGAACCACAUCCGAGCCUUGUACCUGGACAACAGUGAGGAGAACCACACAGAUGAGAGCCCGGAGGAGCCACAGGAAGCCAAGUCUGCCCUGGAGAUAGCAUCAGAGCAGCUGCGGCUCUGGCCCACCAUGAGCAGAGAGAAGCAGCAGGAGCUGAUCCAGAAGGAGGAGAGCACUGUCUUUAGCCAGGCCAUCCACUACGCCAACCGCAUGAGCUACCUGCUGCUGCCCCUGGACACCAGCAAGAACCGCCUGCUCCGCAGCUCCGGCCUGGGUGACGUGGAGAGUGUCAGCAACAGCUUUGUCACCAACAGCAUCGCUGGCAGUGUGGCUGAGAGCUAUGACACAGAAAGUGGCUUUGAGGAUGCAGAGAGUUCGGAUGUGGCCAACUACGUGGUGAGGUUCAUCAACCGCUUCGUGGACAAAGUCUGCACCGAGAGUGGAGUCACCAAUGAGCACCUCAAGGGGCUGCACGUCAUGAUCCCUGAUAUCGUGCAGAUGCACAUAGAGACACUGGAUGCUGUACACAGGGAGAGCAAGAGGCUUCCUCCCAUCCAGAAGCCGAAGCUGCUGCGCCCCAACCUGCUGGUGGGAGAGGAGUGUGUGAUGGAGGGGCUCCGCGUGUACCUCAUGCCUGAUGGGCGGGAGGAAGCUGCUGGAGGGAAUGUUGGUGGCCCACCUCUGCUCCCUGCAGAAGGAGCCAUCUUCCUCACCACGUACCGCAUCAUCUUCAAAGGCACCCCCACCGACCCCCUGGUGGGGGAGCAGGUGGUGAUCAGGUCCUUCCCCAUUGCCUCGCUGACCAAAGAGAAGAAGAUCAAUGUACAGGCCCAGGUGGAUCAGUUCAUCCAGGAGGGUUUGCAGCUGCGCUCAUGCACAUUCCAGCUGCUGAAGAUCGCCUUCGACGAGGAGGUGGCCUCAGACAGCGCCGAGAUCUUCCGGAAGCACCUGCACAAGCUGCGCUACCCCCAGCACGUGCGCGGCACCUUCGCCUUCACUGUGGGCCAGUCGCCCAAGCAGGCCAUGCAGCCCAAGGCCAAGGAGAAGAACCCCUCGCUCAGGACACUCUCCAAAAACCUGGUGAAAAACGCCAAGAAGACCAUCGGGCGGCAGUACGUGACACGGAAGAAGUACACCCCCCCCAUGUGGGAGCAGAGGGGCAGCCAGCACUUCCCCGAGGACAACGAGGAUGAGAUCUCAGUGUCUGAAGAGAUGGACAGAAGCACUUUGACCCCCACCACUACCAUGAAACCUUCAGACAAGAUGACCAUCAACCACCUGGUGGAGCGGGCCUGCUGCCGGGACUACCAGCGCCUGGGGCUGGGCCCCUCGCAGGCAGACUCCACCAGCCUGGAGCAGGAGAAGUACCUGCAGGCUGUCAUUAACUCCAUGCCACACUACGCCGACGCCAGCGGGCGCAACACACUCAGCGGCUUCACCUCGGCGCACAUGAGCAAUCACUCCGACAAGAGGCAGCCUAAGCUGGGAUCGCUCAUGAAGCAGGUGAUGGGAGGGAAGGACGAUGGGCCUGGUUCUAUUAGCCGUGGAG
This is a messenger RNA of Nestor notabilis (Kea), 3573 nucleotides long. It is a transcript of the gene SBF1, whose product is annotated as SET binding factor 1. Gene Ontology annotation, cellular component: cytoplasmic vesicle. The transcript has 28 exons. Lineage: Eukaryota; Metazoa; Chordata; Aves; Psittaciformes; Psittacidae. The record is from RefSeq and is a predicted model, not a curated record. Gene Ontology annotation, biological process: regulation of Rab protein signal transduction. The annotation marks the transcript as partial.